GGUUGGGAAUGUAAAGCCAGCUCAUGCUAAUACAGGCCGUCCCAGGAUUAGACUGAACGAGAAGCUCUCUGUAUGGGCCAGCAAAUUUAGGAAGGGGAGGUUUGCACUGGAUGCAGAGAUGCAGUCAACCCGAGGGAGUUAAAGGAGUGAGCCGCGUCUCCUCUGUACGUCUAUGCAUUCGUCCAUCCGCCGUCCCGUUCCGGCCCAAUGGCUGCCACCCGACCAGCGUUUAUUGAGAAGAUCAUGACACUAAUUGGUGCUGGCAUCGACUUCUCAAAAGACCAGGAGUGCCCUGCCACAGGUGGAUCCGGGAGGCUGCUUGAACAGCCGGUUGGUGAUUGGUUGGAGAAUAUCGGCCUUCCGCAGUAUGAGAGCAAGCUACUGCUCAACGGCUUUGACGACCUGCGGUUCAUGGGAAAUGACGUAAUGGAAGAGCAAGACCUGAGAGAAAUUGGCAUCACGGAUCCGGCACAUCGCAGGAAGAUCCUCAGUGCUGCACGUUCUUUACCAAAGGUGAAAGCAUUAGGCUGUGACGGCAGCACGUCCCUCGCUGCAUGGCUGGACAUCCUGGGUCUUCAGGAAUACCUGCAGAACUUCCUGUCCAGCGGCUAUCGCACGCUAGAAUGCGUGAAGAACCUGUGGGAGCUGGAGGUUGUCAAUGUGCUGAAGAUCACAUUGUUGGGCCACAGGAAGAGGAUUAUUGCAUCGUUAGCUGAACGGCCGUAUGAGGAGCCUCCGGUCAAACCACCCCGCCUCUCUCAGAUCAGAUGUCAGGAUCUCAUGUCCCAGACCUCGUCUCCUCUCAGUCACUCAGACUCCUACACGCGCUCCAUGGAUCCCCUGUUACCUGCUGGUGAUUCUGGGAGGAGGAGAGGUCCCGACUCAGAAUAUGACGUGGCCAUUCGACAGCGGCCCAAUGACAGACCACAACCACAAGAGAGAUUUGAGGAACGUCAGCGGGAGCCUCGCUUGACCUUACGACCCCCGAGUCUGGCGGCACCGUACACACCGGUCCAGAACUGGCACCAUCAGCCCGAGAAGCUCAUCUUCGAUUCAUGCGGUUACGAGGCCAACUAUCUGGGCUCGAUGCUCAUUAAAGAACUAAGAGGAACGGAGUCAACGCAGGACGCCUGUGCUAAAAUGAGGAGGUCGACAGAACAGAUGAGGAAGAUCCCCACCAUCGUCCUCUCCAUCACGUACAAGGGUGUGAAAUUCAUUGAUGCUGCCAACAAGAACAUCAUUGCAGAACAUGAGAUCAGGAACAUCUCGUGUGCGGCUCAGGACCCAGAGGACCUCUGCACGUUUGCUUACGUCACUAAAGAUCUGCAGAGCAGCCAUCAUUACUGCCACGUGUUCAGUACCAUAGAUGUGAACCUGACCUAUGAGAUCAUUCUGACGCUGGGACAGGCGUUUGAAGUGGCCUAUCAGCUGGCACUGCAGGCCCAGAGGACCAGACAGCAGCAGAGCACAGCGGGAGUGACGGAAAUCAUCGAGACCAAGAGCAGCAGACCUGUCCCCAAACCACGAGGGAGUAUGCGCAAGUCAGGGGUUGAAGCGAUGGAUGUGGACGCUCACGCUCAGAGCAGUGCCACCUGGAUCCUGGACUCCAAAGAUCCCAAGCGCACCGUCAGCACCAACUGACCGCUGUGUCGGAUGCCAAACAGAAAGGAAAGUUGGGAUGCCAGUGACAGCAUGACUGUGGAUGAGACAUCACUUGUAGUGUGUGUGUGUGUGUGUGCGUGUGUGUGUGUGUGUGUGUGUGUGUUUAUAUAGAUCUAUGUAAGUGUCAGAAGUCUCCUCACACCUGCAGUGAGCUCCUCCCAUCCAUCACUAGGUUUUCACCUUAAACACACGAGCCAAAAACAAACAGAAAGAGUCCCAUCCACUUUAACACCCCUCCCUCUGAAAAACAUCUUGCUUUUAUCAGAUUUCAGAAGUUUUCAGACACUGGAAACUCACAGCAGUCACUGUAUUCUCAGUGCUGACGUUGUCUUUACUUUGAUUUCUUUGAGUUUUGUUUUAUUUUCCUUGUGAAGCGACAGUCGACACGCUUCUGUUUUGUCUGUGAUUUUGUCAUCUAAAAUUAUGGUCUUUCAUCUCACAAAGUGAAGAUGCUUUUAUUUUGUCUGAUAACUUCGAAAAUAAAAGCAGAAAGUUAGAAACACUGAUUCCAGUUCAGCAAAACACUGAUUAGAGAGUGCAGUCUUGUCUUUUGAUGUCCAGUUAAGAUCAGUCCAUCUGUAAGUUGAGAUCUUUGAUUCUUACUGUCAGUAUUUUAAGUCAGGUGGCCAACAGGCUUUAGUACAAGUGUUUGUACAAUGUGGGCAAGACCAUUAAAACAUAAGAAUUUUGAACUAUGGUACGAGUUUCAGUAGGAAAGGUUUGGCCUUUGAAUGUCACGGACAGAAACUCAAUGCCAGAUUAGUGGGAGAUACUGUUGAUAAUGUUGAGACGUCUUAUGGUACACUAUUAUGAUAAGUUAAUAACUUUAUGAUGGCAUGAGAAUGGUACAGUCCAGAUCUUGGUACUUGUAGUGACUCUUACACGUAUACUGUGAUUUCUAAUACGAAGCAGUGGCGUUAAUGUGACACUACAAACAACUGCGAGUUGUUUUUAUAUGUAGAGUUUUGUGUCUUUCCUUUAAUGAUUAAGUUGCAGAAAGCAGGGUAUGUCUAAAAAAUAAAAAUGAAACGGAUGAAAAGGUUUAAAAAUGGAAAUUUGCAUAGUCAUCUGUCAAGGACGAACCUGCGCUUAUGUUUUGUGUAGAUAAUAAUGCAGAAACAUGAGGUGUAGAUGGGAAAUAUUCCUGUAUGCAUUUAGCCCUAGUUUACAAGGAUUUUAGGUCUGGUACUUUUUUUUUAGAUUUUUUUUUUUCUUAAUUUUCUUUUACAUGGUACGUUAAAAAUGGGUAUAGUGCUAAAUACAAGCAGUUGCUAAUGCUAGCACCUGUAACAGCCGCAGUGUUUGCACAACUAAUCACAUUAGCGAAUACAAUGGUGACAUAUUCUUGGUUAAAUGAUUAAAAUAUAAACAAUAUCGAAUUGUAAAGUAAUCCUGGGUGGUCUGUCUUUUGAUACUUGAAUGAUUCUGCUUUUAUAGAUAAUUCUCUCGAUGUAUGUAUAUGUAUGUACUGUAUGUAUUUUUUUUUCUUUGUUAACUUUUAGGUCAUGUAUUUUGUCAUAUCUAGAGAGGAACGUCUUUUUAAAGCUCAACAUAUCAUGAUGUAAGUGAGCAUGAGACUGACAAUGGAAUCUCUGAGAGACCUUGCCACAGAAUCAAAGAGAACGAUUGUAAAUAAUCUUGGGCUUCCAGUCUUUUUUAUGAUUAUUAUUUUUCAUAAUUGUACAUCCAAUAAAUGAAGAGAUGGUA
Molecule: messenger RNA, 3369 nt
Organism: Sinocyclocheilus rhinocerous
Lineage: Eukaryota; Metazoa; Chordata; Actinopteri; Cypriniformes; Cyprinidae
Product: ankyrin repeat and SAM domain-containing protein 1A-like
Exons: 14
Coding region: 208-1641 (477 amino acids)
Biological process (GO): ephrin receptor signaling pathway
Cellular component (GO): cytosol
Molecular function (GO): ephrin receptor binding
Source: RefSeq, a predicted model, not a curated record